AUUUUGGGGGUGCGUGUACGUCGACGACGACGGCGACUUAGUGGCCGCGCGUCGCAGCUCGGCGCGCGCUGUUCGGCCGUUCGGCGUGCCCAGACCGCGUCCGCUCGCGGGUCUCCGGCCAGCGCGGGGCCCGCCGACCGGGGGCGCGCCGCGACGACAGGAGGAAAGCGGCGCGGCGCGGCACCGCUCUAGUAAAACCAUGUCGGGCGGCGGCGACGCGUCGGAGCAGCUGACGCCGGCGGACGGCCGCAAGUACUGGGUGCGGCUCGCCAUCUCCUUCUUCGGCAUCAUGUUCUCCUUCAUCCUCUACGGCAUCGCCAUGGAGUACGCGACGACGGGCGGCCGAAAGCUCCACGAGCUCAGCCUCAUCCUCGUGACGUCGACGCUCUACACGACGACGGCCUACGUGGGCAAGACGCUGCGGGGCGAGCAGCCGACGACGGUGCCGACCUACAAGCUCUUCUUCGUCGCCAUGCUGUCCAUGGGCUCGACGUUCUUCUCGGUUCGGAGCCUCCGCUACGUCAUCUUCCCCGUGCAGGUGCUGGCCAAGUCCUGCAAGCCCAUCCCCGUCAUGAUCAUGGGCGCCUUCCUCGGCAAGCGCUACCCCCUCAAGAAGUACGUCAACGUCCUCGUCAUCACCGCGGGCGUGUGCCUCUUCAUGCUCGGCGGCUCCGCCACCAAACCCGGCGACGACGAGAAGGGCGGCAUGACCAUGAUCAUCGGCUGCGUCAUGCUCUUCGUGUCCCUGAGCUUCGACGGCGCGACGGGCGCCUACGAGGACAAGAUCAUGUCCAACGACCACGUCGGCCCCUUUGAAUUGAUGUUCAACAUCCAGCUCGGGAAGGCGAUCCUCGCGUUCCUCGGGCUCGUCAUGCUCAACGAGAUCGACUACUUCUUCACCAUGGUCCAGGAGACGGGGCCCAUCCUGCUCGUGCUGGGCCUCACGGGCGCCAUGGGCCAGGUCUUCAUCUUCGUGACGAUCGCGCAGUUCGGCGCGCUGAUGUGCUCGCUCAUCGGCCUCGGGCGCAAGAUCACGACGCUCAUCGCGUCGAUCAUCAUCUACCAGCACCCCGUGUCGAACCAGCAGGGGGUGGGGCUCGUGCUCGCCGUCGGCGCCAUGGUCUACAACUUCGCGGACAAGGGCGGCAAGAAGAAGAAGCCGGCCGUCGAGUCGCGCGACGUCGAGGACGCGGGGUCCAAGGAGCUCAAAACGCUGCUCAAGGACGGCGACGCCGCCGACGACGACGACGACGACGAGUUCGCCGACGCGCCCGCGCCCGCGGAGGCCGCGCGAUAG
Molecule: messenger RNA, 1297 nt
Organism: Aureococcus anophagefferens
Lineage: Eukaryota; Pelagophyceae; Pelagomonadales; Pelagomonadaceae
Exons: 1
Coding region: 200-1297 (365 amino acids)
Biological process (GO): UDP-galactose transmembrane transport
Cellular component (GO): endoplasmic reticulum membrane; Golgi membrane
Molecular function (GO): UDP-glucose transmembrane transporter activity; UDP-galactose transmembrane transporter activity
Source: RefSeq, a predicted model, not a curated record